AAAGGGAAGAGCAGCAGCACUGUCCAGAACGAGUGGAAAAUCAAAGUUUGAGAAGACGAGGAGAAGUGUAAAGAAGAAGAAGACGGAGAGAGAGAGAGAGAGAGAGAGAGAGAGAGAGAGAGAGAGAGAGAGAAGGAGCCUCAGAGUCUGCACAAAGAUUGAACUGGAAAAAAAAGUUUAAAGCUGCCCAACAAAAGAAGAAAAGGGGGUUUGAAGCAGAGAGGGCCCCAACAUUCACAGAGAGAACAAGAUGUCGACGCCAACAUCAGACGCCAGCAUUGAAGAUGCCACCAGCCGCAGCUUCUGGAUGCCUGGGAACUAUCAGCCCACUGUGAAGCGAACAGAAGAUGCCUUCCAGGCCUGCAAUGACAUCGUGGCGUGUUUCCAAGAGAGAGCUCGUGUGGAGAGGCAGUACGCCCAGCAGCUCAGUGAGUGGAGCAACAAGUGGAAGCCAGUAGUGGACUCCAGUCCUCUGUACGGAUCUCUUCUGAAGGCCUGGCAGUGUUUUCUCUCCUCGGCUGACCGGCUGGCCUCCUUACACGCCUCCAUCUGUCGCUCCCUGGUGUCGGAGGAUGGAGACAGGGUCAGGACCUGGCAGAAGGACACCUUCCACAAGAAGUUGUUUGGAGGCUUCAAGGAGUCCCAGGACACUGAGACAGGAUUUACACGCGCUCAGAAGCCCUGGGCCAAACGACUGAAAAAGUUGGAUAAGGCCAGGAGGGCGUACCACAAAGUGAGCCGUAAGGAGCAGGCAGCCAGAGAGCGAGAGGUGCAUGCUCAGGGAAACCCAGACGUCGCCAUCGACAAACAGAAGAAGAUCCAAGAGGAGAGAGAGCUGGUUCAACAGGAGGCUGAGAAGGUCCGUGCCCGCUAUGAGAAAGUCCUCGAGGAGGUGAACCGCUACGCUCCACGCUACAUGGAGGAGAUGGAGUCCAUCUUUGACCAAUCGCAGGACGAGGAGCGAAAGAGGAUUGUGUUCCUCAAACAGGCCUUUCUCUCCAUCCACAAAAACCUGGACAUAACCAACAAUGAGAGUGUGAGGGCCGUGUACAACGAGCUCCACAACACACUGAUGGCCAUCGAUGAGCAUGAGGACCUUCGCUGGUGGAAAAACACCUACGGGCCCGGCAUGCCCACCGACUGGCCUCACUUCGAGGAAUGGAUGCCCGAGAAGAAAAACAAAAAAGGGAAGAAAGAAGUCGAAAAGAAAGGAACAAUAGAGAGGAGUGUGAUUAUUGGAGGAGUGAAAGUAAGAGCUAUGUAUGAUUAUAUUGGCCAGGAGACAGAUGAGCUGUCAUUUAAAACAGGUGAGGAGUUUUUAAAGAUAGAGGAUGAGGAUGAUCAGGGCUGGUGUCGGGGGAUGAAGGACGACGGGUGUGAGGGGCUUUACCCAGCCAACUAUGUCGAGGUGGUGUAGUUAGCGCAUCUAGGCUGAAAAUGAAAGCCCUUUCUACACCACAUGCUUCGUUUCACUGUGGAAAUCACAACCUGGUUUAACAUAGAAAUGUCAGAAACAUCAAACCAAUGCUGUAAAGAGAAACACCAAGAAGCUGUUAGCCAAAGAUCACACUUACAGAGGAUAUUUUAGCAUACAGAGAUUUUUAAAAACUAUCCAGGUUGUGUGAACUCUUGAAGGAUUUUGAGAAAUGUUUUAAUAUAUAUAUACAGUAUGCAUAGACAACUUGUACUGAAGCCAUAUAAUACACAAUGCUUUAAUGUAGAAAAAAUGCUCUUAAGGUAUAUAACUAGCCAUUUGGUGCUGAAAUUGCAUUACAGAAGUGCUAUUUGCCUUGUGCUGUUUUUAUUUCUGUACACCUCAACACAUUGCUAUUAAAAUGCUCACAAAGCCUCUCAACAUAUGAAGAAAGUAACUCGAAUACUGUGAUUGUAAUUAAUCCAAAGCAGCAAAGCACAAGUGGAGUUAGCUUGAUAGAGGUAGAUAACCACAAAACCUGUAUUUCUCUUCUGUUUUUUUAAACAACCAGUUUGACAUUUUUAGGAAUAUGGUUUGCUGUUCAAAUAAAAAACACAAUGAGAUGGGAAGAUUGAUUUUAGUUUCAGGUACAGGGGAAACUGCUAGCCUAGCAGCAUCAACACACAUUCCAGAAACUCCAGUGCUUUCUCAUUUUGUAUCAUGUUAACAUAAAGUGGCUACAAUCAAUAAACCAACAACUUAUAUUAUGCCACUUAUGUCAGCUUUACAAGCAACCUGAUCUAACUCCCAACUCGUCAAACACUUGGCGUCUGAUACAAGGCACCCUUUAGCGUCUGUAUGAGACACAUCAGGAUUUCAAUGUUAACCCAUCAUUGUCAUUAUUAGAUGCUCAGAGCAACUCACGUAGUUUGAAGCGCGAGAAAGCACAUGAAGGAUGCAAAUUUGGGGUUGGACAGGUCAAACAAACAUGACUUUUACCCAGCAGACCGUUGUUUGUGUCCCCUGUUUAACAAUCUUGAUUUAUUUUACCUUAAUUUUGUAAGGUUAUUUAAGUAAGCCAGUUAAUUAACAAAAUACUUAUUUUAUGUUAAAAAAAAUACUUGUUUUUAUCCAAAGCACAAUCUAGUUGUGUUGUGUAAGUAAACCUUAGUGAGACAUUUUAAAAAGAGACUUUUUUUAGAGUCAGAACAUGUUGUUAUUGGAUAUUUCAGCCCAUUCAGGCAGCUGUUUUACAGCAGUGAAAAAAAAAGACAGCUUUGGAGCUCUGCAUACUAUGGGGUGACUAAGGCUCAGGAGUAAGAGCGGAUUGUCCAUUACUUGCAGAGUAAUGUUGGUUCAAUCCAACAUUGCAUCUGAAAAUUGCUCCUGAUAGUCAGACUACUGCCUUGCAUGGCAUCUUCACCACCAUCAAGCUGUGUGAAUGAGAGGCAAACUGUAAAGGGUUCUGCCCGCUACGGUAGAAAAGUGCUAUGUAAGUGCAGUCCAUUUGUCAUUUUUUCAAUUUCUUUUUGGGGCGAAGCAGGAGUUUCUCUCUGUUUCCAAUCUUUGUACUAAGCCGGUCACAUUAUCUAAAACAUCUGACGGC
This is a messenger RNA of Anoplopoma fimbria (sablefish), 3020 nucleotides long. RefSeq names its product protein kinase C and casein kinase substrate in neurons protein 3. The record is from RefSeq and is a predicted model, not a curated record. Bases 251 to 1417 code for a protein of 388 amino acids. Gene Ontology annotation, cellular component: endosome; cytoplasm; plasma membrane. Gene Ontology annotation, molecular function: protein binding; phospholipid binding. Lineage: Eukaryota; Metazoa; Chordata; Actinopteri; Perciformes; Anoplopomatidae. The transcript has 10 exons. Gene Ontology annotation, biological process: plasma membrane tubulation; cytoskeleton organization; regulation of endocytosis.